GUGGUAGAGGUCGAGUUCCCUUGUGGAGCCUGAGGUCCGUGUGCUUAGUGCUUAACUCUUUCGCCGGUAAAAGCUGUUCGAAAUGGCCCAAGAAUCGCAAAAAAGCCGGGUUGUAAUAGCCGUUGACGGCAGUGAACACAGUGAUCGUGCCUUUGAAUUUUAUUCACAAAAUAUGCAUAAAAAGGGUGAUGAAGUUCUACUGAUUCAUGCAAACGAUAUCGCUGAGCGUCACAUACAGCUGCAUCCAUAUGGUCUAGCAACUGUUGAGGGCUGGGACAAAUGGUUGGAAAGAUGCACAGAGGAGUCCAAGAAAAUGCUGUCAAGAUUUGAGAAGAAAUGCAAGGAAAACAAGUUCAACUGUAAACUUUUCACUAAAGUUGGCAACCCAGGAGAAGUAAUCUGUGAUUUCACAGAAGAGAAAAAUGCUGACCAGGUGGUGUUAGGUUGCCGUGGUCAGGGCACAGUGCGACGCACAUUCAUGGGGAGUGUUAGUGAAUACUGUAUCCAUCAUGCGACCACGCCUAUCACUGUGGUCCCUCCUCCUGAUCGGGAAAAAACUGGCUUUAUAAACAGACCAAAGAAUAUUGAAUGAAAACCAUGGCUUUAUUAACAGUCCAAAGAGUGCCGAAUAGAUCCAGUUUUCUUUAGGUAGAAGUAUUAUAUAUGUUUAGUGUGUAUCUUGCUUUAGAGCUGAUAAGUUAGAUAAUGUUGACUGUUGGAAGCAUUAGUUAUAUAAUACUACAUAGCUUUAUAGGUAUUACAGCACAUUCAGUAAAACUGUUAACACCUAAGAUGUGUAUUGAAUAUUUAUUGUCUUUUGAAGAAUCAGACGUGACAUUGUUUUUACUGGUGAUGCUGUAACACUUCUCUUCCAUAUCAUGGUAAUAGGCUAUUUUGUCAAACUUUUUUCAGUUUGCCUUUUUUCCUUUUGAUAAAAAAUACAGACACUUUUAUCUUACAAUAUGAUAGGGUUGCAGAGUGAUUCUUAUUAGGUUUUAUCACUGUGUUGCAACUUGUAUUUACAGUAUUUUGUACAGUCUAUUCAAUGGUGCACAUCUGUCUAUUGCACAUCCACUAUCAAAACUUUAUUGGAAGUUUUGAAUAUGUUUUAUAUACAGUGCCGUAGCAGGCCUUGAAAUAUUGGAGGGGCAAAAUACCGAAACAUUAAGAAAAUAUUGGGGGCACAGCCACACCCCUACUGGUCAUUUUCUUAUAACUUAAAAAUAUUGGGGGGCAUGUGCCCCACCCCCUGCUAUGGCCCUGAUAUUAAAUGAUUGCGCUUCAAUUUGUGCUGAGAUGUAGUAAGUGCCUGUAAGCUUGGUGCUGUUCCUGUUAAGUAAACAGUUUAUUAUCUGCCCUCCCUGCAAAACAAAAUCUUUAAGUGAAGUCCAUCUACCAAAACAAAAUUAUCUAGAUGUGGUUGCAUUGUAAUUUGGGUAUGGUGAUCAAUGUUUGGUAAGCUAAAAGUGAAGAUUAUUUAAUUUGAUUGUUAAGUGUUUUUAACCUUUAAAUAAAUGUUUGGAUCAGCCCUUUGGCUA
This is a messenger RNA of Nematostella vectensis (starlet sea anemone), 1538 nucleotides long. Its product is annotated as universal stress protein Slr1101. The transcript is spliced from 4 exons. The coding region runs from base 83 to 592 and encodes 169 amino acids. The record is from RefSeq and is a predicted model, not a curated record. NCBI's taxonomy places the organism in Eukaryota, Metazoa, Cnidaria, Anthozoa, Actiniaria, Edwardsiidae.